CAAAAUCAAUUUCCAGUACGCAUGCGUCUGCAAGUUAGUUCGUAUCGAUAUUAAAAGUGUAUCAAAACAUAAGUACCGAAACUACGCUUGUACUAUUUUGAGUAAAGUGAAUAUUACAAAAUUAAUUUGCAGAACUUAUUUAUAAUAUCGACUUUGCAUCCAACAUACAAUAAUCGGAAACGUAGUUAAGAUGAAUAGAGCACUUUGUUUUGCACGCACCCUAAACUUCACCUGUAAGCGAUAUUCAAGUUUUAAAAAAUUGCCUGCUGAACUGAUUGUGCCACUAAAUAAAGAAAUGAUUGUCUGUUGGCAUCCGGAACAAGAAUUCCCAUAUGAAUGUUCGUUGCCUCUACCAGAAGAGAAACAACCUGUAUCAGAUUCUGUAUUAUGUAUUGGAGGAAAGGAAAUAGCAGAGGUAUUCUAUAAUAAACGAAGAGAAGAAGUUAUCCAAGAGCUUGCAAAAAUAUCGUAUACGACAAAACACAGGUGGUAUCCAAAAGGCAAAAAGGCCAAGAGAGCGAGAAAAACAGAGCCAGAGAGGACAUACUUAUGAAAGUAUCAAAGUAAUACAUUUUAUUAAAACUUCAUAGUCAUAAAAUUAUUAAGUAAACACUAUUUUGAAAAGAUA
Molecule: messenger RNA, 628 nt
Organism: Megalopta genalis
Lineage: Eukaryota; Metazoa; Arthropoda; Insecta; Hymenoptera; Halictidae
Gene: mRpL42
Product: mitochondrial ribosomal protein L42
Cellular component (GO): mitochondrial large ribosomal subunit
Source: RefSeq, a predicted model, not a curated record